Molecule: messenger RNA, 2079 nt
Organism: Ascochyta rabiei
Lineage: Eukaryota; Fungi; Ascomycota; Dothideomycetes; Pleosporales; Didymellaceae
Exons: 1
Coding region: 1-2079 (692 amino acids)
Source: RefSeq, a predicted model, not a curated record
AUGCAAAAAGCAUCUGCGACAGCACUUCUGCUGUCCAGCCUCUCUCUUCGCCAUGUUCUUGGCUUCGGUACCAUCAACGAACCAGCCAUCGUCGGCCAACAUUGCGAACAUGAGCGCAUCACGAGAGCUGCAUUCGCCUGUCCGCCCGGUGCCGUGAUAUCCGAUGGACGAUGCUUCGAGGAGCUGAGCCUCCACCAGCUUUCUGGAAGAUCCGAUAUCUAUGUCGGCCAGGGCUCGAAUGGAGCAGUCGGCGCUCCGGACAUGCUAGAUCCGGUACCGGAGGGACCCGAAGCCCACUGCGAUAAUGCAGAUUUCUUGGACGCUCAACUUUUUAAUCUUGGGGACGAGUACCCCGUCACGCGCCAGCAAGCAUCGGACCAGCUCCAGAUAUGCAUCAGCCAUAUGCGAGGAAGAAUCGAGGAAGGCAUCGACGCUGCCGACAAGAUCGUGGAUGCGGGAGCGCGGAUCAUCGCGCCUGAAGUAGACAUCAGCACGCUGGACUGCAGGUUUUCCUUCCCAGCGUUGCAGAUGCACGUUUUCGCAAGAGCCAAGUGCUCUGCCAUAGAAGGCUUCGGACGAGCGUUGCAUGGUAUCCAGGACUUCUAUGCACACAGCAACUGGGCCGACGAUGCCGAACCGCCAUUUGGACCCAACAAUCCGCCGGGGCUGAAACGAGUCGAUUCACCCGUGUUUCUUGACCUCCGUGGUGAAAACGACAUCUCCGAACAGGUCCCACACAACCUAUCCACCGGUUGCUUUGGCGGCCUCUUCACGGACGGGCCCGUGGGGAAGGCAGGCCAUCCGCUAGAGCCAGGCUCCAUUGAUUGCACCGGACGCAUCACUCACCACACCCUCAACAAGGACAACGGAUUGAUCGACCAAAUCACCGGAAACGUCAGCACCCCAGGUCCAAACACGCCGCGCAGCGACUUCCCUGGGAACUUCCAACGCGCUGUGUCUGCUGCCAUCCAAGACUCCCGCCGACAGUGGCGCCAUUUCAGAGAGUCGAUCCGGCGAACGUACGGCACGGAGCGGGGCAACAUCAUCAUCUGCGCCCUGGUUCGAGACAAGCCUGCUACCGACUGCUAUGGACGCCGCGUCGCGAUCCUGCGCGAUGUUGUGAAGACUGCGAACAGGAUCGCAGAGAUGCAGAUACCCAUCCACACGUGGCUGUUGGAAGAGCUUGCAGACAAACCACACGACGAAGGCCCAGGAGAAGGGCUGACCGAGCAGAACUCGACGAAGAGCAGAGGAUCAAGCGACGAUCUGUAUAGACUGCAUCCCGACGAUAUCGACAUGGACUGCGACACCAACACGAGCCCUGAUCUUGGAGCAGCCUUGCGUGAACUUGUACAUCAUUCUUCGCCACUGCCGAACAACAAAACGGCCAUAGUAGCCUUGACAUGCGCCCGCAAUGCCGACCUCGCAGAGCAAAUCGCCCAUGUAUGGCACGCAGGGGACGAGGGCACACGAAUGCACUUUGGAAUCCUCCCCUCCAAAGGCCAAACCAAGUACGGACCCCAGCCACGGCACCAAAGCGUCCUGAGUGGCAGAGUGCGAGAAGACGACCUCAUCACCGCCGUCCUCCGAACGGGCGGCACCUACAGCAUCCUCCACAACCGCGAAGCCAUACCGCGCUUCAUCGACCACGUCAUUUCGCGCGGCCUCACGCAGUACGACAACGCGCGCGACACGGCCACGCUCCUCCCCGCCGGCCUCUCCGUCCGCGACUACGUCACCCCCGAUUCCGAACCGCGCCGCUACUCCUUCGACGCAAACUACACCGACAACGUCGUCAUAGCCGUCGCGCCCACGACUCCCAAGCUCGCACUGCACGUCACCGUGCGCCAUGUGCGGAAGAACAUGGUGCUGAGCGAGCAGUACGUUGGACUUGGAGGCAACACAUCGUUUCGAGCCGAGCUGGACAUGGACGAUAUACCGCGGACGGAUGCGUGGUUUGAGCUCGAGGUGGCUCACGUGCAGCGAGAAGGGUUGGUGGGGCGGGGGCUGUUCGAGGUCAGUAUCGAGACGGAGCAUGUUGGCUCGGGUGCGCAGCAGGAUGGGCACGAUGAGCUGUGA